Molecule: messenger RNA, 285 nt
Organism: Strongyloides ratti
Lineage: Eukaryota; Metazoa; Nematoda; Chromadorea; Rhabditida; Strongyloididae
Exons: 5
Coding region: 1-285 (94 amino acids)
Source: RefSeq, a predicted model, not a curated record
AUGUUAAAAUACAAACAAUUACAUCAUGAGUCUUAUACUGAUAUUGUUAUUGUUUAUGAUAAUGAAAAUAUUUUUAUUAAAAGAAAUUAUGAUUACAUUUUAAAUAAUAAAAUAAUACUAUGUUUAAAAAUAACAAACUUUGUCAUGAAUCAUUCUACUAAUGAUAACCAGACUGGAUCUAGUGGAAGAAAUGAUAUCAUUAUGUCCACUGUUGAUAACUGCAAUGUUCAUGGAGAUGAAGAUAAAAGAAAUCGUGGUGAAAAGUGUAAGAUCAUCUCACAAUAA